Molecule: messenger RNA, 1361 nt
Organism: Spinacia oleracea (spinach)
Lineage: Eukaryota; Viridiplantae; Streptophyta; Magnoliopsida; Caryophyllales; Amaranthaceae
Exons: 8
Coding region: 115-1044 (309 amino acids)
Molecular function (GO): S-adenosylmethionine-dependent methyltransferase activity
Source: RefSeq, a predicted model, not a curated record
GUGUCCCAAGUACAAAUCACAAAUAUGUUUACAAAAAUGUAAAAUUAUCAGAAGUCAAGUCAGACGUUCAACUUAGCAAGUAGAGAUUGAAGAUAAACAAACACCCAAAUCUAAAUGGCUAACCGUCUAAAACCAAUUUGCGCGGGUACACUUCCUCUCCCCCACCCUAAAAUUUUCCCCCAAAAAUUGAAUGCUGGACUUAAGAAUUGGAGUAAUAUUAGGAUUAAUAACAACAACAGGAACAGAACAAAUCGUCGUUUAGUUCUGGGUUUUGGAGUUGUUUGCUCAUCUUGGUCUCAGUUUAUGAACAUGUUUGGCCUUCAAAAGGGGAAUUCGUUCUUGGCUUCUGCUAAGCAGACGAGUGCUGUUGAGGAGGCUUUGAAGAAUGUUGAAUGGCCAGAGCAGUUUCCAUUUAAGCCGGAAGAUUUCCAGCGCUAUGAUGAGUCAAAUGAUACAUUUUUCUAUGAUUCACCACGUUUUGUAACUCACAUUGAUGAUUAUGCUAUUGCUGCACUCACUAAAUAUUACUCAGAGGUUUUCCCUCCUAGUAACACUCCAGGAGUCAGUAUGUUGGAUAUGUGUAGUAGUUGGGUUAGCCAUUUUCCAAAAGGAUACAAGCAGGAAAGGAUAGUAGGAAUGGGCUUGAAUGAGGAAGAGCUCAAGAGGAAUCCAGUCCUGACAAAAUAUAUUGUGCAAGACUUGAACGUUAAUCCUAAGCUUCCAUUUGAAGAUAACUCUUUUGACGUUAUAACUAAUGUGGUAAGUGUGGACUAUCUGAACAAACCACUUGAGGUAUUCAUGGAAAUGAAACGGAUUCUCAAGCCCAGUGGUUUAGCUAUAAUGAGCUUCUCCAAUCGAUGCUUUUGGACAAAAGCAAUCUCAAUAUGGACAUCGACGGGUGAUGCAGAUCAUGCUAUGAUUGUUGGAGCGUAUUUCCAUUAUGCCGGAGGGUUUGAACCUCCACAGGCUGUAGAUAUAUCUCCCAACCCUGGUCGGUCAGAUCCUAUGUACAUUGUAUAUUCCAGGAAGGUAUCAACAGCAUAAAUUUUAGCACGAGCUUCAGCUGAUUUCUAGUCUUGGCGUCUUCCCUUGCAAGUUGUGGUAUGUUGUGAAAGUUUCUCCCCAACCUCUCUACAUGCAUGAUCAGUCACACAACUCCGAUUUGCAUAUUGUAAUAAGAGUUCCCCAAAAUUCCGAGUCAUAUGGCCAAGUAGUACACUGUAGUUAACUUUUGCUUUCAUAGCUAUUUGUUUAUUUAUUUACUGCAAUAUUGGUUUGAGUCUCUGAGAAAGAAGUUGAAAAUGUAUUAUUCUUAACAUAUUAUUAAUAAAAAUAAAAAUAAAAAAACUCGAAUUUCACCA